AUGGCGAAAUAUAUGCAUGUCAUAGAUGCUUAUAUUAAAAUGUUGAAGGCCCAGGAGGGUUUGAAAAAGAGGCCAAGAGGUACAGUCUAUCUUGAAACUGCGUGCUUAGUUGCAAUUAUGAAGCGGAAUAAAGAAAAGGAUGAGACCAUUGAAGCCAAUUACCCUAACCGUGGCACUUCACAGCGUCCUGGUUUAGUUCAAAGGGUGCUAGGUUACUUGAAGAAUGACAUGGUGUUCAUUCCAAUAAAUGUUACAAAUACACAUUGGUACCUUGUUGUUAUAAACACCGACAAACGUGAGGUUCAGGUGCUAGACUCUUUGGGCGAGAUGUUUGGACGUGUUGACCUCAAUAAAAUUAUGGAUGAUAUAAAAGAAUUUAGAUUGCAGUUUACGGUGAUCUUGCUAGCGUCAGAGUUAAACAAACAAAAGGGUGCUCCAUAUCUUGAUAGGGAUGAAAAUAUUGGAAGCCCAAGCGACUGUGCCAUAAUAGAGAAUUCAAAGAUGGCUGAUCAAGUGUCUACGAAAAAGAGAAAACAUUAUGAGAAGGCCAAUGCUUAG
Molecule: messenger RNA, 558 nt
Organism: Miscanthus lutarioriparius
Lineage: Eukaryota; Viridiplantae; Streptophyta; Magnoliopsida; Poales; Poaceae
Source: the annotation of a GenBank genome assembly